CGCACAGCUUGGCGCCGUCAUUACGUGUAAUUGGCCAUGGCCCUCGAGUCCAAGGCGACGAUGGACGACGACGUGGCGGCGACGCCCGCCGGCGGCCUCCAUGGCAGCACCAUCUCCACAUACGCGACGACGUUCCAGCCGCCUGAAUGGGCGGUGUACCCGACAGAGAAGACCAUCACCGCGCGCUUCGAGGUCCUGCGCAUGAACAAGAGCGUGGGCACACACGAGCUGGGCGGGCGCCAAGUCACGGUCUUUGGCCGCGAGCAGAACGGCUGCGACUUUGUCUUGGCCAACCCGUCCGUCUCGCGCAAGCACGCCACUGUGAUCCACUGCGCCAAAGGCGGCGUCUACAUCGUCGACCUCAUGUCCCGCCAUGGCACGUUUGUCGGCAAGACCAAGAUCCCGCCCCACGACCCUUACCUCCUCCACGAUGGCGACGUUGUGACCUUUGGCCAGAGCUGCCGGACAUACGUCUUGAAGGGCAUUGACCCCACAGGCUUGAGCCAAGCGGUGAAGAAGCCAUGGCGCCUCAAGUCGCUGCUCGUGCCCCGGUUUGGCACUGGCAGCAGCAGCAGCCACCCGCCGCCAGCGAAGAAGCCGACGCGCAAGUACAAUGACAUUUGCAUCAAGAUGGUCAACAAGAUCUGCAGCGGGUCCUUCUCCACCGAGCGCGGUGAAGAAUUCGCCAACGAAGUCUCCGAGCUCGAUGACGACCUCGUCGAUGACGUGGCAGGCCUCCUCGUCGAGAAGGUCACCCGCCAGUACGCAAACGCGACGCUCGUCAUCUUGGCGCUGCUCGAAGCGCACGUCGGGCUCCACGCGUUUGAAAAUAACUUGACGCCGAUCGUGCAAGUGUCCCAGAGCAACCUCGAUGCACGCAAGAUUCUGCAAGUGGUCGCGGAGGCGCGGAUAGAGUCGACGAGCCGCAUGGACACGCCCAACCCCAGCGACGACGACGACGAUGACGACGACUACCGCAAUGACGACUAUGCUCCCCCCGAUGUGAGCUACGCGCCGCCACCGAUCCCGUACGCGCCUCCAGCUUCCAUGUAUGCACCACCGGCCGCCCCCGUGUUUGCCCCACCGCCGGCCAUGGAGCGCGCCCCGACGUCGCCGCCCCGAGCGCAUGCGCCACUUCCCGGCACCUACAAUGACGACGAUGACGAAGAGGAGAAGGCGGAAGAGAUGACGUCACCGAUGCCCGACCAAUCUCGCCAACGCGUCUUGAGCAACGAAGGCAAGCGGCUCUUUGCCCAAGCCACGCACUCGCCACUCGCAGCGGCGUCCGGCUUUAGCUUUAUCACGCCCAGCAGUCCGUCGCCGGUCGCCGCAGUCUCGGCCUUUGGGUUCAUCACGGCCAGCGCGGCGCCCGACAACGACGACGAAGCCGAGUAUGACGACCACGAGCAUGAUUAUGAAGAUGACGAGAAAGACGAGGAAUACGAAGACGAGGAAGAUAGCUACGCGCCGGUCGAGAUCCCCGAGGGGUUUUUGAGCGAGCGUAGCACGAUGGACCCGCAAGACUUCUCCAACCUCUGGCAGUGCGCGACCGUCUCGGAGGAGUGGGACGAAGACCUCUCGCCCGAGUACGACGCCGACUUGCUCGAGCGCUGUCUCUGGGGUCUCCACGUGACAUUGCUCUCGACGAGCGUCGUCGGAGGCAGCCAAACGUUCCUGUACCAUGCUGAACAGAUGUCAAACGGGACCAUCUUCCUCGUCGAGGUUGUCGCCAACGAGACGCUCGGCGAGCUCUCGGCGACGUUCAAGUGGAUCGAACUCGGCUUACUCUACGACGACGGGCACUUGGUAUUCAUCCAGCUCUUUAAAGAGUGUCUUGAGCCGUGCUAUAUGCCCAACCACCCGCGGACACCGUACUUGCGGGUGCUCGAGCGACCGCCAGUGCCGGCACCGUCGCCCGUCGCAUCGGUGCACGAGACGACGACGACAACCGCGCACAUCUCUGCACCGACCGACGUCUACGCUAACAACGACGACGAAGUCGAAGAUGACGGCGACGAUAUGAUGGAGGAAGAGCUGCUCAUUGAAGACACGGCGUCGUUCGAGGCCGCGCUCUCGACGAUCCCGGAGCUCGACCCGUCGACCUUUGAGGCCUUGUGGCGCGACGCCCUCGACUUGGACACAAUUGCCGACACGGUGGACCGGGAUUUGCCGCCGGCCGCCGAGGUCAUUGCGCAGUUUCAUGCGCGGCGCGUGUUUUGCAUUGCGUUUGGGGCGGUGCCCAACGUCGGCGACAAGUUCUUCUUCUAUGCCCAAACGGCGGCGUCGCAGUGCUUGUACUUUAUGGAGCUCACGCUGGAGCGCGACUCGACAAACGUGACGGCCGUCUGCAAGUACGCGCCGACGACGACGCACCCGGUGCAGGAAGACAUUGCGAUUUGGUUCAUCGGCCUCGUCGAAGAGAUCCUCGUCGAGCUCGAGUAAAGUGUAGAUAGUAGUUCAAGCGUAAACACGGUCGGUAUACAUGGGCAUCGGAUA
Messenger RNA from Saprolegnia diclina VS20, 2496 nucleotides. RefSeq lists its product as hypothetical. Gene Ontology annotation, cellular component: clathrin adaptor complex. NCBI's taxonomy places the organism in Eukaryota, Oomycota, Saprolegniomycetes, Saprolegniales, Saprolegniaceae. The transcript has 9 exons. Gene Ontology annotation, molecular function: mRNA binding; protein binding. The record is from RefSeq and is a predicted model, not a curated record. Bases 37 to 2442 code for a protein of 801 amino acids. Gene Ontology annotation, biological process: intracellular protein transport; vesicle-mediated transport.